Messenger RNA from Sorex fumeus (smoky shrew), 624 nucleotides. Its product is annotated as GPN-loop GTPase 3-like. The transcript is spliced from 7 exons. NCBI's taxonomy places the organism in Eukaryota, Metazoa, Chordata, Mammalia, Eulipotyphla, Soricidae. Bases 1 to 624 code for a protein of 207 amino acids. The record is from RefSeq and is a predicted model, not a curated record. Gene Ontology annotation, molecular function: GTPase activity.
AUGUUGCCACAGAGGGUGGCCGUGCAGCUGGUACUCGAGAGAUCAGUGACGGCGUUGUCCUUCGACAUGGAGCCAAUGUCCUACACUUGGGGGUUUUACAACCACGAUUUCUUGAGCACCUACUGUGCCACCAUGGUCCAGCACUGUGAAGCCCUCGGCCGUUCUGUCCAGGUGGUGAACUUAGAUCCCGCGGCAGAGCAUUUCAACUAUGAUGCGAUGGCUGACAUCCGGGAACUGAUCGAGGUGGAUGAUGUGCUGGAGGACGGCUCCCUGCGCUUCGGUCCCAAUGGAGGACUGGUGUUUUGCAUGGAGAACUUUGCCAAUAACUUUGAGUGGCUGGAGAACUGCCUUGGCCAUGUCGAGGAUGACUGCAUCCUUUUUGACUGUCCAGGUCAGAUUGAGUUGCACACACACCUGCCCGUGAUGAAACAGCUGGAUCAGCAGCUGGAACAGUGGGAGUUCCGAGUCUGUGGAGUGUUUCCUGUUGAUUCUCAAUUCAUGGUGGAUGGCAGUCAUUUUGUUUCUGGCAUCUUGGCAGCCUUGAGCGCUAUGGUAUCUCUAGAAGUCCCGCAAGUUAACAUCAUGACAAAAAUGGACCUGCUGAGUAAAAGAGCUAAAGAGUAA